AGACUUUAGGGUACCUUGUAAAGUUAAACAAAUGUGGUAGUAGGGUGAUGGUUAAAAAUGAAGGGAGGGGAAGAUGUAGUGAAAGAAAAUGGGAGGAUCAAGCAAGAGCCAACCACAGUCAUCUCCUCCAUGGAACCUUCUCACCCCUUCCCCCCUCCCCUCUUCGCCUUUAAUCCACCUCCGCCUACUUCCCUAGCUCUGGUUAACCUUUCUCCUCCUUUCCCUUCCGUUAGCCACCCCAAAGCUUCCUACAAAGAAAAGCUAGUUGGAGUUUCAUCUAUUCUUGUUGCUCAAUCUUUUUACCCACCCAUUUGUUCACAAUUCUUAUCCUCAUCUCUAACUUCACCCCACGAUGCCCAACCUAACCCCUUACCCAAACCCCUCUACCCACUGCAAUCACUUAGCUAUUACCCUUUCCCAAGAGGAAAAGGAAUAGUUUUAUCGUCCAUGGAAACUUAAUGUCAUUGUUAAACCCUUCAGCCUUCCCAUGGAAUUCUUUUAUGUUGUUGAAAUACUUAAGAAUAUCGAAAAAUUUUGCGCCCUAUUUGAUGUCAUCAACCUCGACGAAGGGUUUCUCCUUAUCAAGCUCUUAUGUGAGGAUUACCUUAUCAUUAUCUUCAAGAAAGGGCCUUAGUUCAU
Molecule: messenger RNA, 639 nt
Organism: Rubroshorea leprosula
Lineage: Eukaryota; Viridiplantae; Streptophyta; Magnoliopsida; Malvales; Dipterocarpaceae
Source: the annotation of a GenBank genome assembly